Molecule: messenger RNA, 2359 nt
Organism: Aspergillus vadensis CBS 113365
Lineage: Eukaryota; Fungi; Ascomycota; Eurotiomycetes; Eurotiales; Aspergillaceae
Product: 6-phosphofructo-2-kinase PFK26
Exons: 2
Coding region: 121-2271 (716 amino acids)
Biological process (GO): fructose 2,6-bisphosphate metabolic process; fructose metabolic process
Cellular component (GO): cytosol
Molecular function (GO): 6-phosphofructo-2-kinase activity; ATP binding
Source: RefSeq, a predicted model, not a curated record
GCAUUAGAUCGGAGGUGAUUCUCACUGUUGUCAUCCUCUCAUUGGCUCUCUCUCUUAUUCUGUUGUUCACCUAUCGAUUCAUCUUUGCAUCUCGGCUGCAUCCCUGCGCCACUCGCGGGGAUGUCUCAACACACCGAUAUUGCACGAUCCGCCAUCAUGACGUGCGCGUCGGCUCCCGAUCACCAACGUGCCGGUGCUCCAGGAAAACCAAAUGGAUCCGUUUCUCACUCGGGAACUGGGAAAGACGCUAAUCUUAUGCCUCCCCCCAAAUCACUGGUCGGACGAGCGCUAGGCAACGAACUGCAUUCCGAUUCCCACAGGGGAUCGCAGGUGCCCAAGGAUGGUGUCGGGUUUGCCCUAACAGACACUCCGAUUUCUACCGCACCCUCGUCUCCACCUUUUACUGCCAAUACUACUCCGUCGACCCCGGGUCGAAUUCGUGCCACUACCCUCGAUAUCCCAGGUCUCACCAAGUCGAAGGUCUCUCCCGAUGGACGUAUUGCUCAACGUGAUGUGGGCUCAAAGUUGGUUAUUGUCAUGGUCGGCCUCCCUGCUCGGGGAAAGAGUUAUGUCACCAAGAAGCUGGCCCGUUACCUUAACUGGCUGCAGCACGAUACCGAGAUCUUCAACGUAGGAGAACGUCGUCGUGUGGCCGCCGGAAAGUCUCCAGCUACCGAUGGAAGACGUCCGAGUCACAGAGCCAGUACCAUUCAUAGCGAGCUCGUUGAUUCCGUGCGUCGGCUCAGUGUCAGCGUUGGCACCAUGAAUCAGCCGUCGAAGAAGAGUGACCUUAGGGCCGAAGCAGCUGCGAAUGCCGCGGAGGUCGCUGUGACCUCGCCUCCUGAAGUUGAAGGCAACGUCCCGCCUUUCGAUGGCAGCCUCCCGCCUCCUGCUGUCCCUACCAAGAUUCUGGUCAACGGAAAGGAGGAAGAUCCUUCCGAGAGCACUAUCGUCCCACCGAUGAAUGCGUCCCCGGCCGAACAGGAUGCCAUACGCGAGGCAUCUCCCGAGCCCAUCGACCAGUCAGCCAAUUUCUUCGACCCUAAGAAUCAGCUGGCCGUGAAGCUGCGAGAGCAGGUGGCCUUGGACACGUUGGAUGAACUUCUGGAUUACAUUCUCGAUGAGGGCGGCAGUGUCGGCAUUCUUGACGCCACCAACAGCACCAUGGAGCGCCGCAAGGCCAUUGUCGAUCAUAUCCGCAACCGUGCUGGUCCCGAGCUCAACAUCUUGUUCCUUGAAAGCAGCUGCGUGGACGCGGAACUGCUAGAAGCCAACAUGCGUCUGAAGCUGUCGGGUCCCGAUUACAAAGAUCAGGACCCUGUCAAGGCCCUCGAAGACUUCAAACGACGUGUGGCGCUCUAUGAGAAGUCCUAUGUUCCUCUCGGCGAGUACGAAGAGAAGCACAGCAUGGCGUACAUUCAGAUGAUUGAUGUUGGACGCAAGAUCGUCUCUCAUCAGACCCAUGGCUUCCUCUCGUCGCAGGUUGUCUAUUAUUUGCUCAACUUUAACCUCUCCCCGCGUCAAAUCUGGAUUACCAGACACGGUGAAAGCAAGGACAACCAGCUGGGCCGCAUUGGUGGUGACUCUGAAUUGAGUGAGAAUGGCCAUCGCUAUGCAAAGGCGCUGAACCGUUUCAUCGACCAUCAGAAGCAGCAGUGGGAGUUGGUUCAGAGACAGAAGGAAAUGUUGCAGCGGUUGCCCCCUCGUGCUGGCGAUAGCACUCCCCCCAACCCAUCGUACAUUCCCCGCGACCGGCCUCGCAACUUCUGUGUUUGGUCGUCAAUGAUGCAACGUUCCGUGCAAACCGUCGACUACUUCAAUGAAGAUGAGUAUGAUGUCAAGCAAAUGAAGAUGCUUGAUGAGCUCUAUGCUGGCCAGAUGGAAGGGAUGACUUACGAUGAAAUCCGCGAAAAGUUCCCUCAGGAGUACGCAGCGCGUCGGAAGGACAAGCUCUACUACCGCUAUCCCGGCCCUGGAGGCGAAGGGUAUCUGGAUGUGAUCAACCGGCUUCGCGCCGUGAUCAUUGAGGUGGAGCGGACGACCGACCAUGUGCUGCUGGUCACUCACCGGUCGGUCGCCCGCGUCCUGCUGGCGUACUUCCGUGGCCUGAAGCGCGAUGAGGUUGCUUCUCUGGAUGUGCCUCUGGGGAUGCUUUACAUGUUGGAGCCUAAGCCGUACGGUGUUGAAUUCAAGGCGUACCGUUACAAUACCGAUACGGACUGGUUCGACUAUAUUCCCGACUUUAAGUUGCAGCAGACUUCCCAGUACUAGACUUUGCUACUUUCUGGCACCGUGCCACGACAUCAUGGCUGGUCUAGCGAAAUCAGUGACAUCUCUGCUCACCUUACAGAUGCCUUCU